This is a messenger RNA of Triplophysa dalaica, 1775 nucleotides long. RefSeq names its product sosondowah ankyrin repeat domain family member Ab (gene sowahab). The transcript has a single exon. Lineage: Eukaryota; Metazoa; Chordata; Actinopteri; Cypriniformes; Nemacheilidae. The record is from RefSeq and is a predicted model, not a curated record. Gene Ontology annotation, molecular function: protein binding. Bases 96 to 1427 code for a protein of 443 amino acids.
GGGAUUUGAGGAUAACCGGAAGCAGCUGCUGCUGAAGCAUCGUUCACGUCUCCGUUUAUAGUCUCAGAUGCUACAAAUAAUACGCCGACAGGAAAAUGGCUUUGACUGAAGACAUCAUCUUAACAUUUUUACAGGAGCGCGGGGGCAAAGUGAAGAACUCGGAGCUUGUGAACAAGUUCAAAGUAAUGAUCAAUUCUGGCGAUUCCGCGGAAAAGAAAGAUAAGAGAGAUUUGUUCAAACGACUGGUCAACAACGUCGCCGUGGUGAAACAAGUCGAUGAUGUGAAGUAUGUGGUGGUCAAGAAAAAAUAUCAAGGACUCGUCAAAGGUGAAACGAUCUUGGAUAACAGUUUAUUUGACUUAAAAUCCCCGUUCAGAUCCGAAAUACAAAACGCGGAUAUUCUUAAUAACAAUUGUUGUACCUUUCCCACCCAAACUGUGGAUAAUGAGAGUGAAUAUGCAUCUAUUAAAUGGGAUCGUUCCGAAAAACGGGAAGCUGAUUCAGUCCAUCCUGAAGGACCAUCUGACGGUACAGAGUCUUUGACAGCAAGAGUCCUUAAAGUGACAGGCAAUGUCAGAAGUGGCCAAACAGGGUCUGUUUUCGCUCUUGUGGCCAUAAAAUCUCCACCAGAGUAUGAAAGGAGUAACACACAUCACAAAACAACAAAUGAAGAUUCUUUAGAGGGUCAAGUGAUUUCUGAAAGGACCUUGAAACUCCAGGCAACUGAAUAUCAUAAAGGGGCUUUUCUGUACAGGUCUACAAGAUCCAAACAAAAAGAGCUUGAAGCACAAGGUUCACCACAAUUGCAAAGGUGUAACAAAAUAGCCAGACCACGUAAUGAAGCUAAAGACACAGAUGUACUUCCCCUAGAACCUGUGGAACACGAGUGGCUUGUGAAAUCAGCAAAAGGAUGCUGGAGUCAGAUCUAUGGCCUCCUCCUGCAAAAUCCCCAGAUGGCGGAAAAGAGAAAUUUCCUGUCUGGCUUCACAAUCCUGCACUGGGCUGCUAAAAGCGGAAACGGUGAAAUGGUGUGUAAAGUCAUUGACGUUGCAAGACAGAGUGCUGGAGGAAUCAAUGUUAAUGCCAAGUCUUAUGCUGGGUACACCCCUCUUCACAUAGCUGCCAUUCACAGCCACGAGAGGGUUUUAACCCUGCUGGUGUGUCAAUACGGUGCCAACACUAAUGUAAGGGAUAACAGUGGUAAAAAACCUUACCAUUAUUUGAGUCAAGAUGUGUCAUUUGAAAUGAGAAAGAUGCUCGGAGAUCCUCUAAUCCUGCGGCAGGAUACUCACUGUCAUUUGGGGGGUGGUCCAAACCUUCAAGACUUUCCUAAAGGAUUUAACACUUUGAGCAAACUGUUUGUUGUGGGACAUAAAAAGAAACAUAGAUGUCGGCAAAGUUUCCAUUUCAUCAGCGAUGAUCAUUAGGACCCUGGAAAGCUCACUGCACAUUGAAACUGUUUAAAAGAAAUAUCAACUGAAAGUCACUUAAAAAUUUAAAGACACUUAGUCCUAGCCUAUAUAACUUUUAGUAUGUUUAAAGUCAUGUGUUGUUAAUUUAAUUGGUUAUCUUAAAGAUGAGAGCCAGUAACACUUUGUUUACUAAUAAUUAUAGUUUUGUUAAUGAAGUAACAAUAAAAUACAUACAUUUUUACUCUAAAAGGGUGAAUGUUACAGAGCUUGUCAAGAGCAUGUCCUCUUCAAAAUUUCACCAUAGUUAAAAGGGAAUAAGACACUAUUUUGCUUAAACUUUCAAAUUUCCAUUAUUUGUAAAUC